UUCAGUCUUCACACGUUCAGUUCGUCGUUCAAACAACAGUUCAUUCGUUCGUCGUUCAUCCCUAAUGCCCGACUGGACUGUUGUCCUUCAACUCUUCAAGCCUGCCCGCCGCCCUCGCCCCUCGGAAUCUCAUAUCUACGCCAGUAACGCCACCGAGCAGCUGUCUGUCUAGCACGGACCACCGAUUGAAGGAUUUGAAAGGCAACUGACCAAGCAGCAAGAUUAGACAUACUAAAAGCUCAUGUUGGUAAGCACAUGAGUGCUCACAACAAUGCCGUGUUAGCUAUGGAUCUGUUCAAGAAACAAAAAGCAUCACCACUGCAUUUUCAAAACAAAGCAAGGAGUCUAUGAGUAACUAUAGGAAGCGAUUGGAAGCAUCAAUUAUUUCUGUACAAUGGCUUUUAGUUGGAGCAUUGCCUUUUCGAGCUCACGAUGAAAAAGAAACUUCUUCAAACAGAGGUAAUUUUCUCAGACUUUUGACUCUUGUUUCAGAACUACAUCCUAAUUAUUCAAAAGUUUGUUUGAAAAAUGCUCAUGGUAAUUGUCAACUUACUUCUCUGGUUGUUCAAAAAGACAUCAUAAAUGCAUGUGCAAAAGAAACUACUAAAGCAAUACUUGAAGAUCUUAAUGGUGGUUUUUUUGCUAUUCUUGCUGAUGAGUCGGCUGAUAUUUCUGAUAAGGAACAACUGCCUCUUUGUUUGAGAUAUGUAAAUAAAGAAGGAGAGGUGUGUGAACGUUUACUUGGUAUUGUGCAUGUUGGGGAUACAACUUCUUUAACUCUUAAGGCUGCUAUUGAGUCAUUAUUAAUUCAACAUUCUUUGUCUUUCUCUCAAGUAAGGGGUCAGGGUUAUGAUGGGGCUAGUAAUAUGCAAGGUUCAAUUAAUGGCCUUAGAACCUUAAUAGAGAAAGAAUGUAAACAAGCAUACUUUGUUCAUUGCUUUGCUCACCAGUUGACUCAAAUUGCACUUGCUAGAAAGAAUCUUGAUUGUGCUUGGCUCUUUAGUGACAUGCUUGCUCCUCUCUUGAAUUUUGUGGGUUGCUCACCAAAGAGGAAAGAAUUUCUUCGUGAAAAAAAGCUCAAGCAAUUGUUGAUGCAUUAUCCCUAGGUGAACUUGAAACGGGUUCGGGUUUAAAUUAAGAACGGGGGUUAGGAAGACCUUGUGACACCCGUUGGGGUUCCCACUUUAAAACACUUGUAAAUGUUCUUGAUAUAUUUCCUUCGCUCACUUGAUGACAUUGCUAAAGCUGAAAUCUAUGGCAGAUGAUUUUAACAGAGCACAAAGUAUUAUUGGUUGGUUAAUGACUUUUGAUUUUGUGUUUGUGGCUCACUUAAUGGUUACUAUAUUUGCACUUACUGAGCAACCAAAUAUGAGAUUGAGGUUCCAUAUAUGAAUGCGACAUAUGUUGUUCCCGAGAGAAGGAUGUUUAGAGGUAAGCGUCCGGGAGUGUCAAAUCUUCAUCAUUUUCGAGUUGAGGUGUUUAUAAGUGUCAUUGAUCUUCAGUUACAAGAGCUUGAAAAUCGAUUUCCCGAGAUAAGUAAAGAACUUCUUGUGUGUAUGUCUUGUUUAGUCCAGUUAAUCGGUUCUCUUCUUUUGACAAAGUUAAAUUGACCAAGCUAGCAACAUUCUAUCCAAAUGAAUUUUCAAGCUCGGAAUUGAUUUACUUUGAACAUACACUUCAAAAUUACUUUGUGGCCGUUGGAGAUGAUGAAAGGUUUUGGAAUUUGAAGAGUCUUAGUGAAUUGUCAAAGAAACUCGUUGAGAUGGGAUUGUCCGAAACUCAUAGUAGAGUAUACUUGCUUUUGAAGUUGGUGUUGGUUCUCCCCGUUGCAACGGAAAGAGUGUUUUCUGGUAUGACGAUCGUGAAAGAUAAAUUGCGUAAUAGCAUGGGAGAUCAAAUGUUGAAUGAUUGUUUGAUUACUUUUCUAAAAAGUGAUUUGUUUUCGAAUGUUAAAAUAGAUCACAUUAUUAAUCGAUAUCAAAAUAUGAAAACUCGCCGUGAACAAUUGUAAUAGUUUAUUGUACUAUGUGAUUGUAAUAUAUUAUUUGUAGUACUUUUAGUUUGUAAGAUGAAUUUUUUAGGUACUAUUUGGUUGUAGUAUGGAUGAUUUUUGUUUGAUUGAAUGAUUGAAAUGAAGGUGGUUGUCAUAUAUAUAUUUUUGUUAGUAUUUUUGGAUUCGAAUUUUUUUUUUUCUUUAACAGGUGAUCAAUUAUUCAGGGUGACUCACAAGGACGGAAAUCCUGGAUCCGCCACUGCCUAAGGCUCAACCUAUAUACACAUAGGAAGCCUCACACUUUGCAAAUAACACUAUGGUGGCCCACUUUGAAAAAUCUUCUAGUAAAACAGUUUUUUGGAGAAUAUUCUAAGUACCUACAAUAUUAUAGAAAAAAUUGAAUGCCCUUAAAUAAAAAGGAGUUAGUCCAUCCCUUCAUAUAACAAAGAUAGAAUAUGUCCUUUUGGAAUAAAAGAAAUCUCUUUUAUAUAGUAUGCAUUUAUCAUUCAAAAAACACUGAGAAGAUAUAUCAAAUAUCUUUGAAGGGGUUGUCACCCAUGACAGAAUGAAGGUUAAGGGCCAAAAAUCAUACCCUCAAAAUAUCAUGAAGUAUUCUAUCCGCAAAAAUCAGAAUAAGUAGAGCAAUGCUCAAAGCAUGAUACUUGACUCCAGCUAUACACAAAUCUUAGAUAAAAGAAGUUGAGACCAUGACACAUCUUCACAAGAGCACCGCCAAAUUCUUGUAAAUGAAAAGAUAAAAUUGUCCUUAUGUACUAAUUGGCUCCAAUUGGAUAACUAUUAAACUUGUCCUUUAUGGAUUAUUUAAUUUGUUAAUAAUAAUGCAUCCUAUAACAAGGAAAUUUGGUAUUCUGUUAAUGAUCCAAACUAAUCAAAGUAUAAUUCUAGAUUGUAUUAUACUAAUAUCAAUGGGGUUGAGAACAUUUCAAUUUUCAAUAGUGAAAUAGCAUUUAAAUUCUUGCUACAUACUUCCUCAAUUCUUUUUUAAUUACAAAGUUAGGGUUUUCAUGCUUUCCAAUGCACAUUUUGUACCAUUAUUAUCCUUAAUUACUUAAGUAAAAAUUAAUAAAAGUUAAAGAUUAUGUAUCAAAACAAAUGACAAGACCCUACAUGACUAUGUUUUUCCUAACGCUUAACUCAAAAAAGGGUCAAAGGAUUUUGUGUAAAUAGUGUAGAUUUCCCAACGUUGCAAUCAAAAAAGAACUGAGAAAGUACAUACUUCGUAUUUUCUUGGUGUGAAAUUGGAAAGGACAACAUUAAGCUUUAUAACUUAAUAUGGGUUAUAUUAGUAAUUUUCAAUUUUUAGCAAGGUAUAUUUAUUUUCCUUUGCCAGAUAUAAGAGCAGUAAUACAUUCACAAUAAGUCAUCUACAUGUAAUUUAAUCACUCUUUUGAAUCAAAAAAACAAAAAAAAAAAAAAAAAAAAAAAAAAAAAAAAAAAACCAAAGUAAUUUAUCAAACUUUUAGCUUACCUCAAUUUAAAUAUAGCAAACCUCAGGGCACAGUCAACAGAAAUAAAAUAAACACACAAUUAUUUGAAUGAACCCAAAGAAUAUUGAGA
Messenger RNA from Chenopodium quinoa (quinoa), 3571 nucleotides. Its product is annotated as zinc finger MYM-type protein 1-like. The coding region runs from base 348 to 1106 and encodes 252 amino acids. The record is from RefSeq and is a predicted model, not a curated record. The transcript is spliced from 2 exons. Lineage: Eukaryota; Viridiplantae; Streptophyta; Magnoliopsida; Caryophyllales; Amaranthaceae.